AUGAAGAUUUUCGGUAUCUAUUAUGAUAAGGGCGAUGACGAAUCUAGUAAAAGUGCGACUUGGCCGACGCUAGGUAAAUUCCACAAAUUAUACUGUGUCGCUGUUAUUGUGUUGGUUUGGAUUAAUGUAUUGAGAUAUAUUCCGUCGUUUUGGGUUGGAUUUGAUUAUCACCCCAACCAAACAGUUAACAGAGUCAUCAAGCAAACGUGGCUUAUACAAUGCGCCAUCACUGUUUCUAUAUUACUAUGGCACUGUCGGAAAGGAACUUGGAAUUGCUUCUAUAAAAAUUGGUACCAGAUGAUUAUGGAUGAGAGUUGUUCAAAUUACAUCAACAAGAAAACAAAUCAGAUGAGAAGAAUAUGUAAACUAUUUCUCUUUGCCCAUUCGCCAUUAGAAAAUAUCUAUGAUCUGCAGACACAUGGACUGACAACAGAACAAUUGGGCGAAUUGACGUUAUUUCUGUCUAAAUUAACUGGUACAUCAAUAGGUUUUACAGCCAUGGGAUUUUUUACUAUCACAAAAGAAGUUAUUUUAACGAUUGGUGGUUUAUAUCUGACCUACGUGUUUCUGUUGUUGCAAUACAACAUCAACUAGACAGAUCAUAUAAAGGAAAUGGUAUUACACCAAUGGCAUUUCAACAAACGUGCAAGACCAACCUUGUAUAUGUAUAUCAGCAUGUGGAGAAGCAAUUGGAUUAAUGUCGAUUAAUUGUUUGUGGCUAUAAAAGAGCACUCGGCCGUCCAUUACACUUUCUGAAAGGCAUUAACUCAUCUAUGGCAAGGUUUGGGCGAAUUUGUGUUGCAUUUGUCAGCACAAGAAGUUCCACAAGAUAUUGGACUUAUAAAAUCUAAGUACAUUCCACAAGAUUUUUAACUUUUGAUAAUGUUUUGGGUCUCGGGUGUUAUUUUACAAGAUA
Messenger RNA from Patella vulgata (common limpet), 916 nucleotides. RefSeq lists its product as uncharacterized. Lineage: Eukaryota; Metazoa; Mollusca; Gastropoda; Patellidae. The record is from RefSeq and is a predicted model, not a curated record. The transcript has 4 exons. The coding region runs from base 1 to 594 and encodes 197 amino acids.